Schizophyllum commune H4-8 is the source of this 1552-nucleotide messenger RNA. RefSeq names its product kinase-like protein. Gene Ontology annotation, biological process: intracellular signal transduction; protein phosphorylation. The coding region runs from base 428 to 1516 and encodes 362 amino acids. The record is from RefSeq and is a predicted model, not a curated record. NCBI's taxonomy places the organism in Eukaryota, Fungi, Basidiomycota, Agaricomycetes, Agaricales, Schizophyllaceae. The transcript has a single exon. Gene Ontology annotation, molecular function: protein serine/threonine kinase activity; ATP binding. Gene Ontology annotation, cellular component: cytoplasm.
GCAAUGGCCGAGCACCUUCUUUCCUUCGCGCUUACUCCGAGGCCCUCGUUCCGCCAUCAUGUCAACACCGGGAGGGCCGGUCCUCGAUCUUCGUACCGCCAUCGACACCGUCGUAUGACAGCGUUUGCUGGGCUGAGAGGUAGCCUCAUGGAAGAUACCUGACGCGUAGACUUGCGGAAUGUGAGCAAGUGGUCCGAGACAUGCGUCAUGAGAGGUGAACACGGCCUGCUCAUGUUCCGCUCACGCCCUUAGCAAUGAAUCGAGACGGUCUCUCUCGCCCCUUUACGGCCUCACUACCCUUAUAACCUCGACCUGCUUUAUCCGUUCUCUCAUUCACCGCAUUUUCUCGCGACGCGCGCACUCAUCAACCCCCGACCUCUUCACCCUGUUCACUCUUCGCCAAUAACCCUCGAUAAAACCGCCCAGCAUGCGCCCAAACAACGAGCCAGUCAUCGGACUUGACCAUCAGUAUGACCCGCUAGAGCCCCACCGCUUCGCCCUCGACACAGACAGCGACUACGUCGGGCAGGGCACCUACGGGACGAUCUACCGUGCACUGGACUAUCGACAAAACGACAAGAUCGUCGCCAUCAAGGCGCAAAAGCUAGGCCGCCCCGACUCCAUGCUCCGCGCGAUGCAGCGCCAGGAGGCCUUCAUCCACGCCUCCAUUAGCGAUCACCCGUAUAUCGUCACUCUCCACGGCGCUUACGCCGACGACGAGAACCUCUACCACGCCAUGGAGCUCGUCGAGGGCACCGACCUCUACGACGCCGCCGCCGGUGGCAUCCUCACCGGCCAGACCGAGCUCCUCCGCGAGGGCUUCCUCCAGAUGAUCGCCGCGCUGCGCGCGAUGCACGACAAGGGCUUCUACCACCGCGACAUCAAGCCGGAGAAUAUUCUCGUGUCCGCGGACGGGCGAUCGUGGCGCCUCUGCGAUUUUGGCCUCGCGAGCGCGAACGAGACGUCGCGCUGGUCGGGGUGGGGCACGGACGGGUACCGCGCGCCCGAGUGCCCGUCCGGGGAGUACAGGAACGAGCCCGCGGACGUGUGGGCGCUCGGCGUCACGCUCUUCGUCGCGGUGACGAAGUGCGCGCCAUGGGGCGAGGCGAAGCCCGAGGACCCGUGCUACCGCGCCUUCCUCAAGGACGGACCGAAGUACCUGUUGCGCGCCGCCAACCUGACGCCCGAAUUUUACCGCCUCAUCCAACGCUUUUUCGAAGUGGAUCCCGAGCGGCGAAUCUCGCUGCCCGAAGCGGAGGUCGCCUUGCGAUCGCUGAACGCCUUUACGAUGGAGGAGGCCGUCGAUCUCGACAGUUACCUGCAAUUCCGCCUUCCGGCGACGUUCGAUCCGCCGGCACAGCAAACACCGUCUCUCGCCAUCUCAUCUACCAGCUCGCAAUCCAGCAUGUCGUUCGACACGCCUUCGCCUCACUCGCGCCGGCCAAUACCCUCCAAGCGUAUUCUCACCCAGGAGCUGGACGCUCUGCACCUUGCAGACGGCAUCCUGGUGGCAUAGUCAUCUUCCUUCUCUUUCGCAUGGAAACGAAACGGA